Molecule: messenger RNA, 1323 nt
Organism: Nematocida minor
Lineage: Eukaryota; Fungi; Microsporidia
Exons: 1
Coding region: 1-1323 (440 amino acids)
Source: RefSeq, a predicted model, not a curated record
AUGAGAAUCAAAGCGACUGCUGUGCUUCUAGUACUUGGGUAUCUAGAUGCUGUUAGAUCUUUCCCUUUUGGACAUCACCAUGGGGGAGAUGUCAUGGAAUAUGGAGAGUCAGGGCUUCCUAAAAGGGGCCUUCUCUACAACUACGGAUCGCACGGGUAUAUUUCAAUGGCAAAAAAGAAGCUUGGAUUUUCACUUGGAGGCACCCUUGCCAUUGAGGAAGAAGAUGACCUAGCACAGAAUGUAGUUUUGUUCCAGCCCGUAAAAGGCGUAAAUUUGUACAUUCUUAGAAUCAUUCCUCCAGAUUCAAAGGUAGCUGGAGAUGAUGUCAUUGCCAUAGCACCCUCGGGGCUUGCCAUGAAAAUUCCAAUUGACGAACAAAACCCUUUCCAGAAUUUCCAAAUAGCUAUGACUAAGCGUUAUCCAGGGGCUUUUCAAAUAGUUUUUGGUGGAGUGAUGUGUCUGACUCCGGAGAGAGAUCAAUUUUUGAUCCCUAUGCCCUGCUUUGCCGAAGACAGCCGAGUCUUCAACAAACAGGUUUUCCAAGUCUAUCCCAAAAAUGCCAAAGACACUAAACCCAUUAUUGUUAAGAAAGGAAUUGAGCCAUACUACUUCAAAGGAUGCGCUCCCUGCUCUAAAAGCAUUCCAGACCAAACCAACGGAAAAUACAUCCUUGUCAACAGUAAAUUCUGCGAUGAAAACUGUAGAAACUCCGAUGACGAUGAAGACUCGGAUUACCAUUCAGGUGAUGAUCAAGAUAGCGAUGAAGACGCCCAUCAUAAGCCAAGAGAAGAUGACCCACACGAUGGACACCCCCAAAGCAAUCCUGUGCGCCCCAGUGCUCCACCGCUUUCUGCCCCUAAUACGCAGCCAGGGUACAACCCGUAUGCACCAUCUGCACCUCCUGUAACUAAUACACAACCAGGAUACAAUGCGUAUGCACUUCCUCCACCAUCUGCACCUCCUGUAACUAAUACGCAGCAAGGAUAUGGCUCACCUGCACCUCCUACGCCAUCUGCACCUCCUGUAACCAAUACGCAGCAAGGAUAUAAUCCGUAUGGUCUACCUGCAGCACAGGAACCACCUGCAUCUCCUGUCCCCAGUACACAGCCAGGAUACACAUCUACCCCUAGUCCUACGCCAUCAGAGCAACCUACAGAUACUUCUUCACCCAAUCCUACGCCACCAGAGCAACAAGCGAAUACUCCUCCGCCCUCUCCUAGACCUACGCCCAAUGGAAAACCAGUUGUUACUUCUACAACCACUACUUAUACUUCUUCCUCUUCUUCUCCCCCCACCCGCAGUGUUGUUCGAACAACCUCAUAA